Molecule: messenger RNA, 1866 nt
Organism: Thrips palmi
Lineage: Eukaryota; Metazoa; Arthropoda; Insecta; Thysanoptera; Thripidae
Exons: 7
Coding region: 1-1866 (621 amino acids)
Source: RefSeq, a predicted model, not a curated record
AUGGAGACGAGCAAAUCCGUGCAGUUGGUACACCUUGAUCACCGAAUCCAACGGAAAGGCCAAAGUAGCCCAGCAAAUUCAAAAUUCACUGAUUGCAGAAUUGUAAUUCGUCAUUCAUUAGAUUCAUUCAACUUUGACAGCAAAAUGAGUUUAGCUACCAAGAUUUUCAAUCUUAUAAAAGGCAUCUUGACCACCGAAGAUGAUGUUCACACCAUAGUGAAGCAUCUAAUUUCAGAUGAAAUAGGAGUGACAAAGCUCUCAGAAUUGGCUGAAGUGACACCUGAUGUUCUGCCACAGACAGUUAAACUGUCCUGGAUUAAAAGAAAGCAGCUAUUAGAAGCAUUUGCUAAAUGUGCCUCAGGAGAAUCAUUUGGUUCCGCAGAAUCGUUAGAUGCACAAUCUACAUCCUCGGCUGGUGCUUCAAACAAUCCAAACCCAUUUAAGAGCACAACUACGGCAUCACAUUUUGAGAAUGUCACUCACACAACAUCAGCAGUACUGCGAAGUGUUGAGAAUGUUACAGCAGAUCCUGCUGAAUUUACAUUCACGGUGCCUUGGGGGCAAAUGCCUAAAGAAACCAUGACAAAAUUAAAUAAUGCCAAAGAAAAGAAAGAGAAGGCUAAUCCUGCAGAUGUAGAGGCGUUAAAGCUUGCUAUUGCUAAGAAGCUUGUAAGUGCUUAUCAAAGUCACAAGGAAGUGUAUCCAGGCCAACAAAAACAUCCUGGAAGGAAGAUUUAUGAAUCAGUUACAUCUCAGGUUGAAACAAAAUUUGGUAAUUGUGUUAAAACAAUAAUUAAAGGUGUUGCUAUUGGGAGUAAUAGAUCAAACUUCUUUCGGGCAUUUGAGAGCUGCAUAGAAAAUCUAAUGAAAGCAAGCAACACAGGCCUGAAAAAAUCAAAAGUUAUGAAGGGGAAGAACUUAGUAGGGGUGGAUCCAGAUGCAUAUGACCCAGUAAUGACAAAAGAUUCGAGAGAAGUACAGGAAGGCAUUAAGGAACAUCUGAAGAAUUUAAGAGAUCUAGGGACUGAUGUAGAUAACUGGCCAGAAAUAGUAAAUAAUUUGAGGGAAACUUACGAAUUGCAGAGAACAGACAUUCUUCUCGCAACAUCAGAAGUUCUUGGUGGUGGUGCUGGCAGAAGUAGUGAGGAUGAUGACGACCUGUUAAAUGAGAAAGCAUUUGAGAAACUAAAAAGAGAAUGGCCUUUCCUGUUUGAAAUGGUUGGCCUGGAGCUUCACCACAACACUCUAACAAAAAGAGAAUUGGGUGUGAAGAUAAAAUCAUUUGUUGAGGAACAUUUGCGUUUCACACUAUAUUUUUUGACUUCAUCCUCUAACUGUAAUGUUGAGAAUGUAAUACAAUGUUUACUUUUGAAGAAAAGACCGGAUAUCCUUGAUCCAGAAAGAAAGUUUCUCUUAAUGCUGAAUAUGCUUGCAAAUCACUUCAGGGAGAAUUUUUCUUCACUCUACAUACCAGCUGAGAAAACAAGUGAUCCAUCAUCAUUUCCAUUUGGCAUACUGGAGGAGAAAAAAGACCCCUGCAUAGUAGCCCUAGACAAUGACAUUUAUGCUGCCCAGAAGUACUAUGUAUGUGCUGACCAAGUGGCUUUGAUUGAGGCUGAAAACCCCAAAGACGCAUUUGUGGCAAUGAUACAGAUGUGCUUCGUGUUUGAUUUGGAGUACCCACCUGAGCUACCUCUCACGAUGGAGUUUAUUGAGCGGUACGUUCUUGACAUGGGGAUGGUGGACAGCAAAAUUAAGAAGAAAGGACGGCAAAUUGUUGUGUUAUCUGAAAAUGUAAAAAAACUUAUUACUAAAUAUGAAGAUUUCUUAGACGAGAUGAAGAAACAAGGCUUAGAUGAUCACUAG